This is a messenger RNA of Alligator mississippiensis (American alligator), 7481 nucleotides long. It is a transcript of the gene NKAIN3, whose product is annotated as sodium/potassium transporting ATPase interacting 3. The record is from RefSeq and is a predicted model, not a curated record. Lineage: Eukaryota; Metazoa; Chordata; Crocodylia; Alligatoridae. The transcript is spliced from 7 exons. Bases 193 to 828 code for a protein of 211 amino acids. Gene Ontology annotation, biological process: regulation of sodium ion transport.
CCCCUCCCCAGAGCGGGACCCCGCUGCCCCGGGCUGCGCCGAGCGCGGCUCCCUCCCAGCCUCCGGAGCCCGACAACAAAGGAGCCCCGGGGCCAGGGGGAGCGGGGCCGUCCGGAUGCGGUGAGACCCCCGCCCGGGAGGAAGGGAGAGGACGGAGCAGCGCGGCGCGGCGCGGCUCGCCCUGCCGCCACCAUGGGCUGCUGCACCGGGCGCUGCACGCUCGUCUUCCUCUGCGCGCUGCAGCUGCUGGCAGCAUUAGAAAGGCAGAUCUUUGACUUUCUUGGUUUCCAGUGGGCUCCUAUUCUUGGAAAUUUUCUACAAAUAAUAGUCGUGAUAUUGGGUUUGUUUGGGACCAUACAAUUUAGACCUCGAUACAUAGUUGUGUACACUGUGUGGACUGCACUCUGGGUCACGUGGAAUGUUUUCAUUAUCUGCUUCUAUUUGGAAGUAGGCGGACUUUCCAAGGAAACUGAUCUUAUGACCUUUAACAUCUCAAUGCAUCGCUCUUGGUGGCGAGAACAUGGGCCCGGCUGCAUACGGAGGGUGGUACGUCCGUCAGCCCCUGGAAUCCUAGAUGAUUACUCCUACGUCUCUGUGACAGGCUGCAUAAUUGACUUCCAGUACCUAGAGGUCAUUCACAGUGCCAUCCAAAUAUUACUGUCCUUGAUUGGUUUUGUGUAUGCCUGUUACGUGAUCAGUGUUUUCAUGGAAGAAGAGGACAGCUUUGAUUUCAUAGGUGGACUUGAUUCAUACUCCUACCGACAAACCCACCAGGAGCUUGUUGAGUUAAAGCCCGUUAAGCCUGUCGAAAUAAGUAAUGAACAUUGAUUUGGUGCUGCUGCCGAAGAAACAGAUUUUAGAAGAAAAAAACAACUUUGUGAAUUGUUGUCAUGGAAGAGAUACACGCUUCUCACAGAGUAUGGAUUACUCUAACCGCCUCUGUGUGACUGAAUCCCUCAGUCAGCCUCAGUAUUCUUAUCAUUAUCAUCAUUAGAUGGAUCCUUGUAGAUGAUCUUGGAUUUUUUUUAAUUAUUUGCUUAUAUGAACACUUGUAAAUUGUAAAUUUUUCCUUUUUUAAUUUUGUUUUUUCUACAAUACCUAGUAUUAAGGCAUGAAAACAAAACAAUCUGUGGAAACUAUGAGAGGGUGUGUGUGUGUUUUCAAGCUCAGUCAGUAUUUUUUGACUGAAAAAAUUAUAUGUGCCUGGUAAAGUUUGUGUUAGUAAAUGGUAAUUUGACUUCAAAAUAUUUGUCAGGGAUCAGAUACCAGUAGUGUAAACUGGAUCAUUUUUAGCAAUGCAUCAGACAUUCACAAUGUCUACACAUCGUAUUGUUUGAGCUCCUGUAUGCAGUAGGAAUUGAUUAAUAAUUCUUCUUUUCCAGGUUUCCUAAUAAUGAUGUACUUGCAUAAAUAUUUUAAUUCAUAUAUGGCUCCUUCUCCCUUUUUAAUCUUUUGUCUUCUGCACCCACAAGCAAUAGUUGUCUGUGAACUGCAGGGAGGUAAAAUGGAUGUUCUCUGUGGAUGUCUUUCCUCAGGAACCCUUAUAUGUAGGGCUCUUGAAUUGUCUGUCAUUUUACAUUGGUCUUUACUCUUUUCCUUCUCCUCCCUGAAAGGAGCCUAGCAUGAAUGUACAGUAUAGGCACUAACUAUAGCCUUAGAAGGGUUAUUUUUGCUCUUAAUUUAAAAGUAAACAGAAAGGUGUGGAUGUGAAAAUGUGUAUAAAAUUUUGUAAAGUUAUCUGUAAAUACUUCUAGACAUGUAUGUAACUGUGGCAUUUUGUUUGUCUCCACCAGUAUAAAAGUGAUACAAAAAAGCUAUUUUCUUUGGGGAACUGGCAGUGUCUUCAAAAAGACCCUUUUAGUUGCUGUUUUUUCAAUACUAUUUAAAAUAUAGCCCAAGAGAGUAUGGUCCUUUCCUUCUCUGAAGAACAAGUACUGCAUAGGCAGCAGAACUGCAAGCUUCUCCACAAAGCCCUGCCAAUGUGCCUCAAGCUGCAUAGGGAACAGCUUUUAGGGAUCUAAAGAUCCCUGCAGAGAUUCCACCUCCCUGCAUAUCAAAUUGUGGCCUCUUUGGUGGGAUUGGCAGCAAUUGUGGGUGGCUCUUAGGACAUCCCUCCAUUGUGAAUUGAAGUGAAGCUACCAGGUUCUUUCAAGCAGUAUGCAGGUGGUAACAACUUUUUGUCCAUCGUUAAUGGAUCAAGGCAUCUGACCUUGCAACUGUCUUUGUCUGAAGCUUAUCUCAAUGGGUUUUUCAGGUAUUGACAAAGUUGAGCUAAACUAAGACUUGUUAUGGUUCUAUACCUUAGGAAUUAUGUAUGUGCUAUUUACUAUUAAGAGCCUGAACAGUUUGUUAAUGGAAGUGCUGUCGGGGUUAGGUAAAGGAAUAGUGAUACCUGCCACCUUUUCUCAAUCUACAGAAUCAACUCUACACUGUCUUGAAACUUAGAAUCAUAGAAAAUUAAGUUUGGAAGGGACCUAAGGAGGUCAUCUAGUCCAACCCCCUCCUGAAAGCAGGACCAUCCCCAACUAUAUCCUUCCAACCAAGGCUUUGUCUAGCCAGGCCUUAAAAACCUCCAAGAAUGGAGAUUCCACAACCUCUCUGGGUAACCUGUUCCAAUCUUUUACUACCCUCCUAGUGAGAAUGUUUUUUUUUUCCUUCUAUCUAACCAAAAUUUCCCUUGCUGCAACUUGAGAUCAUUGCUCCUUGUUCUGUCAUCUGCCAUCACUGAGAAUACUCUAACUCCAUCCUCUUUGUAACCACCCUUCAGGUAGAUGAAGGCUAUUAAAUUCCUCCUGUCUUCUCUUCUCCAAACUAAAUAAGCCCAGUUCCCUCUUAUGUCUUCUUCUCAUAGGACAUGUGCCCCAGCCCCCUAACCAUUUUGUUGCCCUCUGCCGGACUCUCUUCAAUGUGUCCACAUCUUUUCUGUAGUGGAGACCCAAAACUGGACACAGUACUUCAAAUGUGGCCCCACAGGUACCAAACAGAGAGUAAGACCCACUUCUGCCGAUCUGCUGGCAACACUCCUAAUAAUGCAGCCCAGUACACUGUUAGCCUUCUUCACAACAAGGACACACUGUUGGCUCAUAUUCAGCUUCCUGUCCACUGUAAUCCUCAGGUCCUUUUCUGCAGACCAGCUACUUAGCCAGUUGAUCCCCAGCCUGUGCUGGUGAAUGGGAUUGUUCUGUUCUAAGUGUAGAACUUUGCCAUUGUCCUUACUGAACCUCAUGAGAUUUCUUUUGGUCCAAUCCUUGAAUUUGUUGAGGUGUCUCUGAAUCCUAUCCUUACUCUCCAACGUAUCUACUACUCCCCACCACAGCUUGAUGUCAUCCACAAACGUGCUGAGGGUGCAGUCCGUCCCAUCUUCCAAAUUGUUAAUGAAGGUAAUGAACAAAAUUGCCCCAGGAUCAACCACUGGGGUACCCCACUUGAUACCGGCUUCAAGGUAGACAUCAAGCCAUUGAUUACUACUCUUUGAACACAACGAUCCAGACAGUUUUCAUGCAAAAUCAGCAACAAACCAGUAAAAAACCAGUAGUGUAAACCUAAUCCAUUUUCAGUAUUUCUAGGACUAGAACUAGUAUAGGACAGCUGGCAUCACUAGAAAUCUGGCUGUGCCAAAGAAAGAAGGGCUACCAAAUAUGAAAAGCAAUACCGAAGUGCUCCAUGUAUUUGUAUGCUCCCAUUUGUAUGUGCAUUCUGAGCUAUAACAAAGUAUUUGGUCUGCCCUGUCUUGAAGUCGUUAUCUUCCAGGCACUGAGGAGGUCAAAAAUGUGUAUUAUGUCAUAAAACAGUAUUACUUUUGACACUGCAGAAGGUCAAACUGUAAAGCAGUUAAGAUGGCUUAUGAGUUGAAAAGCACUCUUCUCUAUCUAUGUAAUAUUUUGCUGGUGCUUAGUGAAAACAGUUCUUAUACAUAUGGCCUCACAUAACCUCACAUAAGAACACAAUAUGUUCAAUUGUGCCUUCUCCUAUCUGACACUCCAGAAUGUUGCAUUCUGUGUCCUCUGAACCUGGAGAAGCCAGACAGAGCAUUUCAGGGUCCAGGAUUUUUCCAUUGUUUAAUUUAAAUGUAUUUAUGUGCUUGAAUACCCUACCUCCCUGCUCCACACUCAUAGCUGGAUGCAUGGGGAUAUUCAGCACAUAUUCCUGUAUUUACUGCAUUUCCAUUUUGGCUUUGCAUUUCAGAAUUAAUUCCCUGGCACUCCAGUGUGGCCUGGCAGAUUAAAGGUGUCCAAUUGAACCAGUGUGACAUGCCAUGGAUCGGGUAACAAACAAUGGGAAGGAACAACAGAUCCGUGUCAUUUACACAGCUCAUCCUCUAAAGAAACACAUUGUAUUACAUUCUGGCAGUGCCUGGGAAGCACAGAUCUAAUUUUCUGUAAACACAGACACAUCUGCUAGACCAUGUCUUGCAAAUUCAUCUCAAUGUGUCUGUUCCCCUGCCAUGUCAUGGAAUUUACAGAUUCUCAUCAUACUAAUAAAUACAUAUGUAUAUACCACACAGAGUCUGUAAGGCACUUAAAAUAUGUUGGCUAGAACAGUACUUGACAUAUUUUCCAAACAAAAUAUUGACUAUUUUUUUCCUGUGGAACACACAGUGGUAUUUUCUAUAGAUCUAUAAACUCUUUAAAAAAAGGCAUCCUAACUGACACAGCAAGACUGCCAUCUGUCUUACUUAAUGGUCAGGACAUUCCUCAUUGAAAGGGAUUUGUCUUCAUUAAAAUAAAUUCAAAUGCAUACUGCAUUACUGAGAAAACUGUUGUGUUUUUCUAAAUGGAACAUAAAUAAAUAAUAAUAUAGUAAUGAUCAGCCUAUACAUGUUGGAAAAAUAAUCUUAAAUAUAAUCAAUGGAAUGUUAGAUUGUUCAUCCUAGUACACUGAAAAUACAUUGAAAGUACAGUGAAAAUUCCCAUUUUUUAGGAAACACAGAGCAAUAAUGUCUAUACUUUUGCAAUAAAAACUUUAAACAAGGUUUUUGGUAGGUCUCAGAUUAGCCAGUGAAACAGGAAGUGACCAGAUUUGGCAGGUUUGCCAAGGUGAAUUUUUUCAUCCAGGUUCAGAAAAUUACUGGAUUUGCACUUCAACACAGAAUUUGAAAACAAUCCUAAAAUCUCAGAUGCAGAUCAUAAGCUCAUAUCAAUUCUCCUGGCUUUGUUGACCAACAGGGACAUGGUAAAUGAUGCCCACUGAAGAUCACCUCUUUCAGCUUUGAACUUUUGACUUCCUUUUCUCCUUUGGUUUUCCCCAUGUGUUUGCUCUCUCUCUUUCAGCCUCACUAGAAGUCUUAUAGACAAUUGGAUUAGCAUGCAGUUGAUGAAUAGCAAAAUUGGGGUGACUGCAGUGAUAUGGCAAAAUAUAUCUGGGUAUGAAUUUUGCUGGUUUUCAUUAAGGCAGUAUAACUGCUCUGUGGUUCCAAGCAGUUGAGAGAGGAAAUAUUUUGGAUGAAUGACAAUACAACUUUAUGAAGAUUGUUUUUUUUUAAACAAAUGCGUGGCAGGAUAUUUUAAGAGGGUUUUUUUUCUGCUGUUGGAGAGGUUGCUGGUCAUAGUGGUGUCCCCCAUUCUACGUACAUGGACUGUUUCUCACAUCUCUGGAAUCUUCAGCAAAGAAGAAAUGCUUGAAAGUACCACCACCACCUUACAGAACUCUCUGAAAUGACAGUAGUUUGGAUUUAAUGACAUUUUCUUUAAUGCUAAGCCACAAGUACAACUAGGAAAUUACUUCAGUGCAGCUACACCAGUUAACAGCAGCUGAGAAUCUAAACCCAUUAUCUUUUCCCUCUGACAACUUUCCGCCUGUGGCACCAUGGAAGCCAUUGACAAGCUAGUAUUUGCAACAUGUUUGUACAAAGAUACUACAGAUAUCUCCUAUGCCAAGCAUAGGGAAAAUUUAGUCACCUCAAAUACAAAUAUUGACAAACGCUGCCUUUCUCAUGGCAAGUGCUGUAUGUUCUCUUCACCAGGCUGUCUCACUUCCUUUCACGUCAGAAUUGUCUGAUUAAAAAAAAAGCUAGUCUAACAAUCUAUCAAGUUCCUAUAACAAUAUUUGACAAUGGCAAAUAAAAAUUGACAUCCCAAACUAAUUGGUCUGCCUCAUUCUAGAAUCAGUCUCAUUUAGUUUAAUUAUAAUAAAUUACAAGCUGUGAGUUGUUUUGUGCAGUGAAGAAGUUUUCUUCCAACUCAGUAAACCACUCUUAACAAGUCAGUUCUUCAGAUCUUCUCCAGUAUGUAAAACCUUUGGGCAGUCAUUUUAAAAGUCGUUACUCCAAAGCUUUAUUCAUCAUUUAAAUAUUUGAGGCUAGCCUCUGCAAGAUUCCCAAGGGCUUUUAAUAAGCUACCCAGGAUCAGGUCCUAGGAUUCUGAUUCACCUGGCUUUUGUGCAUUUUGUCUUUGCCAUAAUUUACCAUCAUUGGGUUGCUGUUCUUAAAACAUUAGUAAUAAUAAUUAGCAAUUUACCUGCAGAAAAAUUCCAAUGGUGUUAAAAAUUAAAUAGCAAAACUUUAAAUGAUUUAAAAUUCAGAAGUACCAUUCAUAAUCAGAAUUCUGGCUUUCCAAAAUCCUGAUUUUCUGAUAGACCCCCUCAGAACCCAUUGUACAUGAAAUGGUGAGGUUGUUGACAUAUAGACAUUAACCAGCGAGUUGUUCCAACUGUCCUGUAGGAUAAAGAAAUAAGUAUAUUAGUCUAGUUUUGUAAAUGAGAAUGUUUACUUUAUAUUUUCAGCUGGAUUUAUCUGUGGAAAACUGCAUUAUAUUUGCUCCAGGAUGAAACUACAGGAUGUAACUGCAGCAUGUCUUAACUACUAUCACUUUGCUAGCUGGAGUACCAGUAGUAUGACCUGUAAGCCUGCCCAGAUCCAGGCACUUAUUCAAGUAGCUAAGGAUAUAUAAACUUACAAUGUGAAGGUUUUUCCUUCAGUGGACAAUAUUUCCAUGAUACAGCUAAAUGUGACAGUUAUCUAGAGGAAGGUGCCAAUAACAUUACUCUCAGCUGACAAAAAUAGCCUGUGUAAAAAGAAUGCAUUACACAUAAGAGUAAUAAUUGUUAACACUGUGCCUAUUUUCAGUAAACCCAAAGGCAGGAGGAAAUAGAGCAGAUAACAUUAAGAAGAGUCUGCCCCAUUUUCUUCAUGAACUUCAGAAUAACACCAAUAGGGAAAUAACAGGUAAUAAUGGAUCUGGAUUAAUUAAUAAUAGAGGAUCAAAUUAAUCCUAAAAGUAAAGCCAAUAAAGUCACAGGGCCUAUAAAAGGGAUGAAUUUGGCUCAAGCCAAAUGCCUGUUUUUCUUCCAAAUCUAGUGAUUUUUUGUAUUACUUGUUAUUUGAUGACUUUUUAUGAGAUGUGCUCUUUACCUCACCAUGUGGAUGACUGUUUCUAAAUUAUGGUAUUUCUCACCAUAAUUCCUGUUUCUUACAUGUAUAUUUUAUGUGUAUUUUUUAUGUUUCUUUUUAUUUGCUUUUAAACAAAUUAAACAUCUGGCUUGAA